Molecule: messenger RNA, 1246 nt
Organism: Pipistrellus kuhlii (Kuhl's pipistrelle)
Lineage: Eukaryota; Metazoa; Chordata; Mammalia; Chiroptera; Vespertilionidae
Gene: TAC1
Product: tachykinin precursor 1
Exons: 6
Coding region: 330-680 (116 amino acids)
Biological process (GO): tachykinin receptor signaling pathway
Source: RefSeq, a predicted model, not a curated record
AUCCAGAUAGUACGGGCACCCACGACGACGGGUGACCGUCUCGGAAACUCUCCAUCAGACGCAAGCGAGGGGAGAGGAGGCGGCUAAUUAAAUAUUGAGCAGAAAAGUCGCGUGGGGAGCGCAUCACGUGGGCCUGGAGGCGCGCGGAGCGGCGGAUAAAUACCGCGGGCACCAGGCAGGCGGAGAGCGCACUCCAUCUCCAUCUCCUCCUCCUCCUCCUCCUGCACCGUCGCGGCUCCGAGAGUGUGGACGGAGCGCGGAGCGAGCGCUUAGACCGGCCACAGGGUCCCUGCGGGUCAGCGGGUCUGCCCGCCGCCGCGAAAUCCAGCAUGAAAAUCCUCCUGGCCGUGGCCGUCUUCUUUCUCAUCUCCACUCAACUGCUGGCGGAGGAAAUCCGAGCCGGCGAUGGUCUCAACUACUGGUCCGACUGGACCGACAGCGACCUGAUCAAGGAGGAGCUGGAUGAGCCCGUUGAGCAUCUUCUGCAGAGAAUCGCCCGGCGACCCAAGCCUCAGCAGUUCUUCGGCUUGAUGGGCAAACGGGAUGCUGGAUAUGCCCAGUUCUCUAAUAAAAAAAGACAUAGAGCAGAUGCCUUUUAUGGACUAAUGGGCAAAAGAGCUUUAAAUUCUGUGGCUUACGAAAGGGAUGCGAUGCAGAAUUAUGAAAGAAGACGUAAAUAAACUACCUAAUGUGUUUACUGAGCUUCAUUUGUGUCAAUGGUCAAUAAGAGGUAAAAAAAAAAAAAAUGAGAAGUGCACUAUGCGGAAUAAUUAUUUAAUAAUAAUAACAACAAUAAUAAUAAUAAUGUUUUGAGUGAAAAACUCAACGAAGUGUUUAUUUUUCAUAUUGUGCCAAAAUGUGUUGUAAAAGGGUAUUAUAAUUCUAAUAUGAUGAUUCCCUCAGAAAUAGAAUCAGUAGUAAUUUCUCAACAAAGCACAGUGUCCAGUGAAAUUGUAAAGACCUGUCAACAAUAUCGUCUCCAAAGAAAGAAAUCGUUUUUGUUCCCUCGAAGUAAUCACAUCAGCUCCUGCUGAAAGAAAGAAAGUUCACAGAUAGGCCUGUGCUGCUCCAUUUGUUUUUAUGGUGAAAAUGUACAAACUAUAUUUGUAUCCCUGAAGCAUGUUUUAUGUUUUGUGACUAUAUAGAAAUGUUUUAAAAAGUUUUCAUGUGAUUCUAAGGUCAUCAUUUCAUUGUGUAAUGUGUUGUGAUAGUUGACAUUUUAAAUAAAAGAAGAAAUAUCUUGAAA